AUGAAUGCAGAUUUGGAGGCAUUCAUCAAUUCCCUGGAAGGGAAUCAUCACCUGUCCACCAGCAGACGUAUUCAUGCAACACACAAUCCAGUCUUGAAACCCACUGUAUUGUGGAUAGCAGAGUUAGAAAGUCAGAACUGCGGGGGCUUGGUCCAGGGCCCCAAUGGCACAAUCGAGAGCCCGGGCUUUCCUCACGGCUACCCCAACUACGCCAACUGCACGUGGAUCAUCGUCACCGGGGAGCGCAACCGGAUCCAGCUGUCCUUCCACACCUUCGCGCUGGAGGAGGACUUCGACAUCCUGUCCGUGUACGACGGGCAGCCGCAGCAGGGCAACCUGAAAGUGAGGUUGUCGGGAUUUCAGCUCCCCUCCUCUAUGGUGAGCACAGGAUCCAUCCUCACGCUGUGGUUCACCACGGACUUCGCAGUGAGCGCCCAGGGCUUCAAGGCACUGUACGAAGUUUUACCUAGCCACACUUGUGGAAAUCCUGGGGAAAUACUGAAAGGAGUUCUGCACGGAACAAGAUUCAACAUAGGAGACAAGAUCCGGUACAGCUGUCUCCCGGGCUACAUCCUGGAAGGGCACGCAGUCCUGACGUGCAUCGUCAGCCCGGGGAACGGCGCGUCCUGGGACUUCCCGGCUCCUCUCUGCAGAGCCGAAGGCGCAUGUGGAGGAACCUUGCGGGGCACCAGCAGCACCAUCUCCAGCCCGCACUUCCCCUCUGAGUACGAGAACAACGCAGACUGCACCUGGACCAUCCUGGCCGAGCCGGGGGACACCAUAGCGCUGGUCUUCACUGACUUUCAGCUGGAAGAGGGGUACGACUUCCUGGAGAUCAGCGGGACAGAAGCCCCAUCCAUAUGGCUGACCGGCAUGAACCUCCCCUCCCCCGUCAUCAGCAGCAAGAACUGGCUGCGGCUGCACUUCACAUCCGACAGCAACCACCGGCGCAAGGGCUUCAGCGCUCAGUUCCAAGUGAAAAAGGCAAUUGAGCUGAAGUCAAGAGGAGUCAAGAUGCUCCCCAGCAAGGACAGCAGCCACAAGAACUCCGUCUUGAGUCAAGGUGGCGUUUCAUCGGCCUCUGACAUGUGCCCAGACCCUGGGAUUCCAGAGAACGGCAGAAGAGCGGGCUCUGACUUCAGGGUUGGUGCAAAUGUGCAGUUCUCCUGUGAGGACAAUUAUGUGCUCCAGGGAUCCAAGGCCAUCGCGUGCCAGAGAGUGACAGAGACGCUGGCAGCAUGGAGUGACCACCGGCCCAUCUGCCGAGCGAGGACAUGCGGGUCCAAUCUGCGGGGGCCCAGCGGCGUCAUCACCUCCCCCAACUACCCCGUUCAGUAUGAGGACAACGCGCACUGUGUGUGGGUGAUCACCACCUCCGACCCGGACAAGGUCAUCAAGCUCGCCUUUGAAGAGUUCGAGUUGGAAAGAGGCUAUGACACUCUUACCGUGGGGGAUGCCGGGAAAGUAGGGGACACCAGAUCCGUCCUAUACGUACUCACAGGAUCCAGUGUCCCUGACCUCAUUGUGAGCAUGAGCAACCAGAUGUGGCUGCACCUGCAGUCUGAUGAUAGCAUUGGCUCACCUGGAUUUAAGGCCGUUUACCAAGAAAUUGAAAAGGGCGGGUGCGGUGACCCCGGAGUCCCUGCCUACGGGAAGCGGACCGGCAGCAGUUUCCUCCACGGGGACACGCUCACUUUCGAGUGCCAGGCAGCCUUCGAGCUGGUGGGCGAGAGGGUCAUCACUUGCCAGCAGAAUAACCAGUGGUCAGGCAACAAGCCCAGCUGCGUGUUUUCCUGUUUCUUCAACUUCACGGCGUCCUCUGGCAUUAUUCUCUCACCGAAUUACCCAGAGGAGUACGGCAACAACAUGAACUGUGUGUGGCUGAUUAUCUCAGAGCCAGGAAGCAGAAUCCACCUCAUCUUUAACGAUUUUGAUGUGGAGCCUCAGUUUGACUUCCUCGCAGUCAAAGACGAUGGGAUUUCUGACAUAACCGUCCUUGGCACUUUCUCUGGCAAUGAAGUGCCUGCCCAGCUGGCCAGCAGUGGACACAUAGUGCGCCUGGAAUUCCAAUCUGAUCACUCCACCACCGGCAGAGGGUUCAACAUCACCUACACCACAUUUGGGCAAAAUGAAUGUCACGACCCAGGCAUCCCUAUAAACGGGCGGCGUUUUGGUGACAGGUUCCUACUUGGGAGUUCCGUCUCCUUCCACUGUGACGAUGGAUUUGUGAAGACUCAGGGGUCGGAGUCGAUCACCUGCAUCUUGCAGGAUGGAAAUGUGGUGUGGAGCUCCACCGUGCCGCGCUGUGAAGCCCCGUGUGGUGGACAUCUGACAGCUUCUAGUGGGGUCAUUUUGCCUCCCGGAUGGCCAGGCUAUUACAAAGACUCUUUGAACUGUGAAUGGGUCAUUGAAGCAAAACCAGGACAUUCCAUCAAAAUAACCUUUGACAGGUUCCAGACGGAAGUCAACUACGACACCCUGGAGGUCAGGGACGGCCCUGCCAGCUCGUCGCCGCUGAUCGGAGAGUACCACGGCACUCAGGCGCCGCAGUUCCUCAUCAGCACCAGCAACUACAUGUACCUGCUCUUCAGUACCGACAGCAGCCGGGCCAGCGUGGGCUUCCUCAUCCGCUAUGAGAGUGUGACCCUCGAGUCAGACUCCUGCCUCGACCCGGGCAUCCCUGUGAACGGCCAUCGGCACGGCAGUAACUUCGGCAUCCGGUCCACGGUGACCUUCAGCUGUGACCCCGGGUACACCCUGAGUGACGAGGAGCCCCUGGUCUGCGAGAGGAACCACCAGUGGAAUCAUGCAUUGCCCAGCUGUGACGCCCUGUGUGGCGGCUACAUCCAGGGGAAGAGUGGAACGGUCCUUUCUCCUGGGUUUCCAGACUUCUACCCCAACUCCCUCAACUGCACAUGGACCAUCGAAGUGUCUCAUGGAAAGGGGGUGCAGAUGAUCUUCCACACCUUCCACCUCGAGAGCUCCCAUGACUUCCUCCUCAUCACCGAGGACGGCAGCUUCUCCCAGCCGGUGGCCAGGCUCACGGGCUCAGUGCUGCCUCACACCAUCAAGGCUGGCUUGUUUGGAAACUUCACUGCCCAGCUGCGUUUCAUCUCGGACUUUUCCAUUUCCUACGAGGGCUUCAACAUCACCUUUUCAGAGUACGACCUGGAGCCCUGCGACGACCCCGGCGUCCCCGCGUUCAGCCGCAGAAUUGGCUUCCACUUCGGCGUCGGGGACACCCUCACCUUCUCCUGCUUCCCUGGCUACCGCCUGGAGGGUGCGGCCGCGCUCACGUGCCUGGGUGGGGGCCGCCGUGUGUGGAGCGCACCUCUGCCAAGGUGUGUGGCUGAAUGUGGAGCAAGUGUCAAAGGCAAUGAAGGAACAUUACUGUCUCCAAAUUUCCCGUCCAAUUAUGAUAAUAACCACGAAUGUAUCUAUAAAAUAGAGACAGAACCUGGCAAGGGGAUCCACCUCCGAGCUCGGAGUUUUCAGCUGUUUGAAGGAGAUACUCUGAAGGUUUACGAUGGAAAAGACAGCUCAUCACGUCCACUGGGAACCUUCACUAAAAACGAGCUGAUGGGGCUCACCCUCAACAGCACCUCCAACCACCUGUGGCUGGAGUUCAACACCAACAGCUCGGACACGGACCGCGGCUUCCAGCUGACCUACACCAGCUUCGAUCUGGUCAAGUGCGAGGACCCCGGCAGCCCCAACUACGGCUACCGGAUCCGGGACGAGGGCCACUUCACAGACACCAUGGUCCUGUACAGCUGCAACCCAGGCUACGCCAUGCACGGCAGCGGCACCCUCACCUGUCUCAGUGGGGACCGGAGGGUGUGGGACAAGCCGGUGCCGUCCUGUGUAGCGGAAUGUGGAGGCUACAUCCACACAGCCACGUCUGGACGGAUCUUAUCCCCUGGCUACCCAGCCCCAUAUGAUAACAACCUGCACUGUACCUGGACCGUGGAGGCUGACCCAGGGAGGACCAUCAGCCUGCAUUUCAUUGUUUUUGACACGGAGCUGGCACAUGACAUCCUCAAGGUGUGGGACGGCCCCGUGGACAGCGACAUCCUCCUGAAGGAGUGGAGCGGCUCGGCGCUGCCGGAGGACAUCCACAGCACCUUCAACUCGCUCACGCUGCAGUUUGACAGCGACUUCUUCAUCAGCAAGUCGGGCUUCUCCAUCCAGUAUUCGACCUCAGUCGCAUCCACCUGCAAUGACCCAGGGAUGCCCCAGAACGGCACCCGCUACGGAGACAGCCGGGAGCCAGGGGACACCCUCACCUUCCAGUGUGACCCGGGGUACCAGCUACAAGGACAAGCCAAGGUCACCUGUGUGCAGCUCAACAACCGGUUCUUCUGGCAGCCAGACCCACCCACGUGCAUAGCUGCAUGCGGCGGGAACCUGACAGGCCCUGCGGGAGUCAUUCUGUCCCCUAACUACCCUCAGCCCUACCCUCCGGGCAAGGAGUGUGACUGGAGAGUGAAGGUGAACCCAGACUUUGUCAUCGCCUUGAUAUUCAGAAGCUUCAACAUGGAGCCCAGCUACGACUUCCUGCACAUCUACGAGGGGGAGGAUUCCAACAGCCCUCUCAUCGGGAGUUUCCAGGGCUCCCAAGCCCCAGACAGGAUCGAGAGCAGCGGAAACAGCCUGUUCCUGGCUUUCCGGAGCGACGCUUCCGUGGGCUUGUCGGGGUUCGCCAUUGAGUUUAAAGAGAAGCCACGGGAAGCUUGCUUUGACCCUGGGAACAUCAUGAACGGGACCAGAGUCGGCACCGACUUCAAGCUGGGCUCUGUGGUCACCUACCAGUGUGACUCUGGCUACAAGAUUGCAGAGCCGUCGUCCAUCACCUGCACGAUCGGGGCCGACGGGAAGCCCUCCUGGGACCGCAUCCUGCCCUCCUGCACAGCUCCGUGUGGAGGUCAGUACUCGGGAUCCGAAGGCGUGGUCCUGUCCCCCAACUACCCGCACAACUACACAGCUGGCCAGACCUGCCUCUACACCGUCACUGUGCCCAAGGAGUUCGUGGUGUUUGGACAGUUUGCCUACUUCCAGACGGCACUCAACGACUUGGCAGAAUUAUUUGAUGGAGCCCAUCCCCAAGCCCGACUGCUCAGCUCCCUCUCUGGGUCUCAUUCAGGUGAAACGUUGCCUUUAGCCACAUCGAAUCAAAUUCUUCUUCGAUUCAGUGCUAACAGUGGCGCAUCGGCCCGGGGCUUCCACUUCCUCUAUCAAGCUGUUCCCCGAACCAGUGACACCCAGUGCAGCUCUGUCCCUGAGCCCAGAUAUGGGCGGAGGAUCGGCUCUGAGUUCUCAGCAGGCUCCAUCGUGCGAUUUGAGUGCAACCCAGGGUAUCUGCUCCAAGGGUCCUCGGCCAUCCGCUGUCAGUCGGUGCCCAACGCGUUGGCACAGUGGAACGACACCAUCCCAAGCUGCGUGGUUCCCUGCAGUGGCAAUUUCACCCAGCGGAGAGGCACGAUUCUGUCCCCUGGCUACCCGGAGCCCUACGGCAACAACCUGAACUGCGUGUGGAGGGUCCUCGUGACGGAGGGGUCCGGGAUUCAGAUCCAAGUGAUCAGCUUCGCCACGGAGCAGAACUGGGACUCGCUGGAGAUCCAUGAUGGGGGCGAUGUGAGCGCCCCGAGGCUGGGCAGCUUCUCAGGGACCACGGUGCCCGCCCUGCUGAACAGCACGUCCAACCAGCUCUACCUGCACUUCCAGUCCGACAUCAGCGUGGCCGCGGCGGGCUUCCACCUGGAGUACAAGACGGUGGGUCUUGCUGCGUGUCAAGAACCAGCCCUGCCCAGCAACGGCAUUAAGCUGGGGGACCGCUACAUGGUGAACGACGUGCUCUCUUUCCAGUGUGAGCCGGGGUACACCUUGCAGGGCCGCUCCCACAUCUCCUGCAUGCCCGGGACCGUGCGCCGCUGGAACCACCCGUCCCCGCUCUGCAUUGCCACCUGCGGAGGGACGCUGACCGAGCCUGGUGGCGUGAUCCUGAGCCCCGGCUUCCCCGGCUCCUAUCCCAACAACCUGGACUGCACCUGGAAGAUCUCACUGCCCAUCGGCUAUGGUGCCCAUAUCCAGUUUCUGAAUUUCUCCACCGAAGCGAACCACGACUACCUGGAGGUCCAGAACGGGCCUUACCCCAGCAGCCCGAUGAUCGGGCAGUUCAGCGGCACUGACCUGCCCUUGGCCCUGCUCAGCACGACGCACGAGACGCUCGUCCGCUUCUACAGCGACCACUCGCAGAACCGCCAAGGGUUCAAACUCGCUUACCAAGCCUAUGAGCUACAGAACUGCCCUGACCCACCCCCCUUCCAGAAUGGGUACAUGAUCAACUCCGACUACAGCGUGGGCCAGUCCAUCUCGUUUGAGUGCUACCCGGGGUACAUCCUAAUAGGGCACCCUGUCCUCACCUGUCAGCACGGGACCAACAGAAACUGGAACCACCCCUUCCCACGGUGCGAUGCUCCUUGCGGGUAUAACGUGACGUCCCAGAACGGAACCAUCUACUCCCCUGGCUUUCCCGAUGAGUACCCCAUCCUGAAGGACUGCCUCUGGCUGGUCACCGUCCCCCCAGGGCAUGGGGUAUACAUCAACUUCACCUUGCUGCAGACAGAGGCAGUGAACGAUUACAUCGCUGUCUGGGAUGGUCCGGAUCAGAGUGCGCCCCAGCUGGGAGUGUUCAGUGGGAACACUGCUCUGGAGACGGCCUACAGCUCCACCAACCAGGUCCUGCUCAAGUUCCACAGCGACUUUUCCAACGGAGGCUUCUUCGUGCUCAAUUUUCAUGCGUUCCAGCUGAAGAAGUGCCCGCCACCGCCCGAGGUCCCCCAUGCAGACAUGCUGACCGAGGACGAGGACUUUGAAAUAGGAGAUUUCGUGAAGUACCAGUGCCACCCUGGGUACACCCUGUCGGGGAGCGACACGCUGACCUGCAAGCUCAGCUCCCAGCUGCAGUUCGAAGGUGCCCCCCCGGCCUGUGAAGCACAGUGCCCGGCGAAUGAAAUACGGACAGAAUCCUCGGGAGUAAUCCUCAGUCCGGGGUAUCCCGGCAACUAUUUUAACUCCCAGACAUGCUCUUGGAGUAUUAAAGUGGAACCGAACUAUAACAUUACCAUCUUUGUGGACACCUUUCAAAGUGAAAAGCAGUUUGAUUCACUGGAAGUAUUUGACGGUUCUUCUGGGCAGAGUCCUCUGCUCGUGGUCUUGAGUGGGAACCACACUGAGCAGUCGAAUUUCACCAGCCAGAGCAACCAGCUCUUCCUCCGCUGGUCCACCGACCAUGCGACCAACAAGAAAGGCUUCAAGAUCCGCUACGCAGCUCCGUACUGCAGCCUGACCUCCACUUUGAAGAACGGCGGAGUUGUUAAUAGGACAGCAGGGACAGUCGGGAGUAAAGUGCGGUACUUCUGCAAGCCUGGGUACCGCAUGGUGGGCCACAGCAAUGCCACCUGCAGCCGGAGCGCCAUGGGCAUGUACCAGUGGGACUCCCUCGUGCCCAUCUGCCAGGCUGUGUCCUGUGGCAUCCCAGAGUCCCCGGGAAAUGGUUCAUUCACAGGCAAUGAGUUCACUCUGGACAGUAAAGUGACAUAUGAAUGUAACGAGGGCUUCAAGCUAGAAGCCAGUCAACAAGCAAGCGCGGUAUGUCGGGAGGAUGGCUUGUGGAGUAACAGAGGGAAGCCUCCUGCUUGCAAACCGGUUCCGUGCCCCAGCAUCGAGGCGCAGCUGUCCGAACACGUCCUCUGGAGACUGGUGUCUGGGUCGCUGAAUGAGUACGGAGCCCAGGUCCUGCUGAGCUGCAGCCCUGGCUACUACUUAGAGGGCCGCAGGCUGCUCCAGUGCCAGGCGAACGGGACCUGGAGCUUGGGGCAUGAGAGGCCCCGCUGCAAAGUGAUCUCGUGUGGGAGCCUGUCCUUUCCCCCAAAUGGUAACAAGAUCGGGACGCUGACGGUGUAUGGGGCCACCGCCAUCUUCACCUGCAACACGGGCUACACGCUGGUGGGCUCGCACGUCCGAGAGUGCUUGGCCAACGGCCUCUGGAGCGGCUCAGAAACACGCUGUCUGGCCGGCCACUGCGGUUCCCCAGACCCCAUCGUGAACGGCCACAUCAGCGGGGACGGCUUCAGCUACAGGGACACAGUGGUCUACCAGUGCAACCCCGGCUUCCGGCUGGUGGGGACAUCCGUCAGGAUCUGCCUGCAGGACCACAAGUGGUCUGGACAGACCCCCGUCUGUGUCCCGAUCACCUGUGGACACCCUGGAAACCCUGCCCAUGGGGUCACCAACGGCAGUGAGUUCAACCUGAAUGACCUGGUGAACUUCACCUGCAACACGGGCUACCUGCUGCAGGGGGCCUCACGCGCCCAGUGCCGGAGCAACGGGCAGUGGAGCAGCCCCCUGCCCACCUGCCGAGUGGUGAACUGCUCGGAUCCCGGCUUCGUGGAGAACGCCAUUCGACAAGGGCAGCAGAAUUUCCCCGAGAGUUUCGAGUACGGCACGAGCGUCCUCUUCCACUGCAAGAAGGGCUUUUACCUGCUGGGCUCCUCGGCCCUGACCUGCACGGCGAGCGGCUCGUGGGACCGCGCUCUGCCGGCUUGCCUGGCCAUCUCGUGUGGGCACCCUGGAGUCCCUGCCAAUGCAGUGCUGACUGGAGAGCUGUUCACCUAUGGAGCCAGAGUGCAGUACUCCUGCAAAGGAGGCCAGAGUCUCACCGGCAACAGCACCAGAGUCUGCCAGGAAGACAGCCACUGGAGCGGGUCCCUUCCCCACUGCUCAGGAAGCAGCCCCGGGUUUUGUGGGGACCCCGGGACCCCCGCACAUGGCUCUCGGCUUGGGGAUGAAUUUAAGACCAAGAGUCUCCUGCGCUUCUCCUGUGAAAUGGGCUACCAGCUGCGCGGCUCAGCAGAGCGGAUGUGCCUGCUCAACGGGUCCUGGUCAGGGGUGCAGCCUGUGUGCGAAGCCGUGUCCUGUGGGAAUCCCGGCACGCCUACCAACGGCCGGAUAGUGAGCAGCAACGGCAUCCUCUUCUCCAGCUCCGUGGUCUACGCGUGCUGGGAGGGCUACAAGACCUCGGGGCUCACCACACGGCACUGCACGGCCAACGGGACCUGGACGGGCACUGCCCCCGACUGCACAAUUAUCAGCUGUGGAGAUCCAGGCACACUGCCGAAUGGUGUCCAGUUCGGGACUGACUUCACCUUCAACAAGACCGUAAGCUACCAGUGCAGCCCUGGCUACCUGAUGGAACCCGCCAUGGCUUCCACCAUCCGCUGUACGAAAGACGGCACAUGGAACCAGAGCAAGCCCAUCUGCAAAGCUGUGCUGUGCAGCCAGCCCCCUCCUGUGCCCAGUGGAAAGGUGGAGGGCACCGACUUCCGCUGGGGCUCCAGCAUCAGUUACAGCUGUGUGGAUGGCUUCCAGCUUUCCCACUCGGCCAUCCUCUCCUGCGAAGGGCACGGGGUGUGGCGAGGAGAGGUCCCGCAAUGCCUGCCUGUGUUCUGUGGAGACCCCGGGAUCCCAGCUGAGGGACAGAUCAGUGGGAAGAGCUUCACGUUCAGGUCUGAGGUCUUCUUCCAGUGCAAGGAGCCCUUCAUACUGGUGGGGUCAUCGCGGAGAAUGUGUCAGGCUGACGGCACCUGGAGCGGCAUUCAGCCCACCUGCAUAGAUCCUGCACAUAAUACCUGCCCAGAUCCUGGUACCCCACACUUUGGAAUACAAAAUAGCUCUAGAGGAUAUGAGGUGGGGAGCACCGUCUUCUUCAGAUGCAGGAAAGGCUACCAUGUCCAGGGCUCCACCACCCGGACUUGCCUUGCGAACCUCACCUGGAGUGGCAUGCAGACGGAGUGCACACCUCACGCCUGCAGGCAGCCUGAAACCCCAGCACAUGCUGAUGUGAGAGCCAUUGAUCUUCCUACGUUUGGCUACACCUUGGUGUACACCUGCCACCCAGGGUUUUUCCUUGCUGGUGGAUCUGAACAUAGGACAUGUAAAGCAGAUAUGAAAUGGACGGGGAAAUCACCUGUGUGUAAAAGUAAAGGAGUGAGAGAAGUUAAUGAAACAGUUACUAAAACUCCAGUUCCUUCUGAUGUGUUUUUCGUCAAUUCGGUGUGGAAGGGAUAUUAUGAAUAUUUAGGCAAGAGGCAGCCUGCAACUCUAACUGUUGACUGGUUCAAUGCAACCAGCAGCAAGGUGAACGCGACAUUCACGACAGCCCCACAGGUGCAGCUGGACCUGACAGGCGUCUACAAGAAAGAAGAGGCACACUUGCUUCUGAAAGCUUUUCACAUGAAAGGCCACGUGGAUAUUUUUGUGAGCAAGUUCGAGAAUGACAACUGGGGGCUGGAUGGCUACGUGUCCUCAGGACUGGAGAGGGGAGGAUUCACUUUUCAAGGUGACAUACAUGGGAAAGACUUUGGAAAAUUCAAGCUAGAAAGGCAAGAUCCCUCCAGCUCCGAUCAAGACCCUUCAAAUCAUUACCACGGCACCAGCAGUGGCUCGGUGGCAGCUGCUAUUCUGGUUCCCUUCUUUGCUCUAAUCUUAUCAGGGUUUGCAUUUUACCUCUACAAACACAGAACGAGACCAAAAGUUCAGUACAAUGGCUACGCUGGACACGAAAACAGCAACGGACAAGCUUCCUUUGAAAAUCCCAUGUAUGAUACAAACUUAAAGCCCACAGAAGCCAAGGCCGUGCGGUUCGACACGACUCUGAACACAGUGUGCACGGUGGUAUAGCCCUCAGUGCCCGGACUGACUCAUAGCCAUACCUCUGAAGGACAAGCAGUACUUCCUUUGGUGCCAUAGACCACACUUCCUUCUACUCUUGCUUUGCUGCAGCGCCUCCUCCAUCGUCUUCUGGUGUCCACGGGCGGAGCCUCCACCCACUCCCUGUGGCAGCGUCUCCCACGGACCGGACUGCAAACGAGGAUUUCUAACAUGUCCACCAAGACCCAGGCGCACUCCAGGGGGAAACCUGGUCCUGGGAUACGCCGAGCUCCGUGCCUCAGACUCCCGUUCUCUGUGUGGCCUAGCGCCUGUCGGGGCAGCCUUGGGCCCCACAGAAGCACCCUCCCAGCACGGUGACAACAGAGUAGCACCGCAGUCUGUGUUUUUGUUUUCCUUUGAUUCCCCACGGACAAGGAUGCUCUAAAAGAAAAAGAACGUUUCCUUGAGGAAGACACCUAACAGAUGCACACACCUGUGGAUGCUUCGCUCUGUCUUUCCUGAGACCCAGCAAGCUUUGAGGACCUCGCGGCUCCCCAAGGUCCAUUGUGAGGGACAUUCGCCAAUUUCCCAGCCAGAUGUUCUAUCGCAGAAUUUUUGAUGCACAAUUUUUUGCACUAGGGUGUUAUGAAUGAUUUAGUAAGAUUCUGAUAAAAAAUAAACUAUUCACACAGGGUUUAUACACACUCCACGCUGUACAGACGUGUCCUCUGUAGUGCAGCUGCAUAUCCCGCCCUUGGUUCAGACAGGGUGAGGGGAAAAGAAUUCCAGAUACGCACAGCACAGAUGCUGACAGGAACAGCAGUACUGAAGAAGCGUAGUGUAUUAUUGCUUCCCCUAGCUCCAUGUAUUCUUAAACCCGUGGAGGACGUCCAACAAGAAAAACAGAGGCCUUUGAUUUUCCAUGUUUUCUUCCUUUUAGGACAUCAUGGCUGUUUUUGUCCCUCGUGCCAGGUGGUUUGUCACAACUCCACUUGCCAUGUACAGAUGUGAAUAGUAACUUAUGUUAGGUAGCUCAUGAGCGUGUGGGUUUUCGCUCACAGCCCAGUCUUCCCUUUUGCAUCGCCAUUUCCUGUCUUUUCCUGUGAUGUCCCUCUGUGCUGUACUGAAACAGUGAGCCACAGCUCCGCCUGGGUCUGAGGCAGUUGUUCAGGGUCCUCAUACAAAGUGCGCCUUCAGAGGUAGGGGAAGGUCGUGCACGCUCCUCUCGUGAUGAUCUGUCUUAUACUUUUGUCUCACGCUUUAGAAUUCCAGACAGAGGGACCAUUUACGUGAUUCUAUAAGUUUAAAGUUCAUCAUAAGUAGAAUUAUAAAGUGUGGAAUAAGUAAAAUAUGUCAUCCUCCCCAAGUGGAUAAAAUUUUAAAACAUGGACAGAUGUGACCAUGAGAAUGUUCUGUAACAAAUUUAAAGUGAAGAUCAUGUUUAUUUUUAUUUAUAAUUGUUUUAUAAAGGUAUUUUUGAACAGAUAUGCUUAUUUUAUUAUUUGAUGCUGAGGUACAUAUUCCACACCACACAGGUCCCCCACACACUCCCAACCUGCUUCCUCAGAACGCCAGGUGCAACUGGCGUUGCUGUGAGAACACACACACCCUCGCUUUACACCGGGAGCAGGUGUCUGUCCAGCAGGCUUGUGAGUGACACGGGAAGCCAGGAGCCUGAGGAGGCCGGUCCAUCCCUCUGAGAGUUGCGUGCUCCAUUUGGAGCAUCCUGUAAGUCCUGUCUUGGGCUCCCUCUGUUCCACCUUCCUUGGAAGAGCAUCAGCUGCCAGGAGGGCUCCCUGCCACUUGUGGUGUGUGUGCCUGAGUCCACACUGCUGUGCUGAGCUUGGGCAUGCUCUCUGGGGUCCAGCUCACCCGUGGGGACCCUUCCCUCUCCUUUCUGGGUCGAUUCGGUGAGGUCCAUGGGAGCCAUGCUCCUGACACACAUUUAAGCGAAGUGGACAGCAGAAAACAGAAGUUCGAGGACCAUUGUGUGCAAGGGAGAACAGGGUCACUAUAUAUAUAUAAGGUGUAUAUAUAUAUACAUAUAUCUAUAUAUAUUGUACAUAUCUAAGUUUGAUCACUCAGAACAGGUGCAAACUGCUGACUCGAGAGUCUGAUGAACUCCUUGUCCCCACGUGCCCGACUUGCUUGCUGGUCAGUGACGGAGUGAGUCCUGCAGCACCAGGAGGAACGCACACACAGGAGCCCACGCGUCGGACAGGGUGGAGUCCCCGCGUGGCAAGGCCAGAGUGGUGCGUGCUGUCUCCACGCGCAGACGCACUGAGCUGAGUCCUGGGAGGACUCCUGGCUUCCCCCGGGAGUGUGCGGUGUCUCACCCUGUCCCCCUCCCGCCCCCAGGCGCUGCGGCCCAGCAGGGCGGCCAGAAGCGCGUGUCGGGUGAGGCUGCAGCGGAGCGGGGCACAGCCCCACGGGCUACGGGCCUCAAAGCUGUGUAAACUGCUGCUUGUCCCCCACAUCUUGCCUUCCUUCAGGCUAGCUGCAAUAAUUUUUUUCUUCUGUAAAAUAUUUUGUAAGCAACAGCAUAAAAAGCUACUAUAGAAAGGGGAGAAAGAAAGCUGGCACCAUGGUCAGGAAACCCACCGCCAUCCCCACCCGUCACCCACACGCUGCUGUCACGAAGUAGGUGCAAAAGACCUUUUUGUACAGAGAUAUAUUUUUUAUGAAGAAUUUGUAAAAUUAUUAAAUAUGCUGUAAUUUUUUGAUUAAUGUAGGUAAAUUGUUAAAAAAAUAAAUGUUUUUACAAUACAAAACUGUAAUUUUCCCAAUAACGUAAAAUGUACCAUCUCUAGCUGAUUCUCCGUUCCAAACCUAUUACACGUGUAUUAAUAUUAAAGUGGCCUGUUAAAAUGAACAGUAUCUUUUUUUGUCAAAAAAAUUAUACAGAGAGUGUAACAUAGCCUGUGCAAUGCCACCUAUCUUUAAAGCAAA
Molecule: messenger RNA, 13659 nt
Organism: Chinchilla lanigera (long-tailed chinchilla)
Lineage: Eukaryota; Metazoa; Chordata; Mammalia; Rodentia; Chinchillidae
Gene: Csmd1
Product: CUB and Sushi multiple domains 1
Exons: 70
Coding region: 1-10740 (3579 amino acids)
Source: RefSeq, a predicted model, not a curated record